Molecule: messenger RNA, 603 nt
Organism: Pieris macdunnoughi
Lineage: Eukaryota; Metazoa; Arthropoda; Insecta; Lepidoptera; Pieridae
Source: the annotation of a GenBank genome assembly
AUGUCGAAGAAGCCGGCGGCGGCGCCGACGUUGCACAAGGUGAUAAUGGUGGGGUCCGGUGGAGUGGGCAAGUCUGCGCUCACGCUGCAGUUCAUGUACGACGAGUUCGUCGAAGACUACGAGCCCACCAAGGCCGACAGCUACAGGAAGAAGGUGGUGCUGGACGGCGAGGAGGUUCAGAUCGACAUCCUGGACACGGCGGGGCAAGAGGACUACGCCGCCAUCCGCGACAACUAUUUCCGCUCGGGCGAGGGUUUCCUGUGCGUCUUCUCCAUCACGGAGCCCGAGAGCUUCGACGCGACGCAGGAGUUCCGCGAGCAAAUCCUACGCGUGAAGAACGACGACAACAUCCCCUUCCUGCUGGUCGGCAACAAGUCGGACCUCGCCGACAAGCGCCGGGUGCCGCUCGACGUCUGCCGGGAGCGCGCCGCCGCGUGGCACGUGCCCUACGUCGAGACCUCGGCCAAGACGCGCGACAACGUCGACAAGGUGUUCUUCGACCUGAUGCGGGAGAUCCGGUCGCGCAAGUCGGACGACGGCCGCGCCACCAACGGCGACGUGCGCGGAAAGAAGAGAAGGAAAAUCAAGUGCGCCAUCUUGUAG